Molecule: messenger RNA, 2669 nt
Organism: Pleuronectes platessa (European plaice)
Lineage: Eukaryota; Metazoa; Chordata; Actinopteri; Pleuronectiformes; Pleuronectidae
Gene: eya4
Product: EYA transcriptional coactivator and phosphatase 4
Exons: 18
Coding region: 51-1910 (619 amino acids)
Biological process (GO): cell differentiation; negative regulation of extrinsic apoptotic signaling pathway in absence of ligand; positive regulation of DNA repair
Cellular component (GO): nucleus
Molecular function (GO): protein tyrosine phosphatase activity
Source: RefSeq, a predicted model, not a curated record
AGAAAUCACACGGUGAAUCUCAUGUUCCAGACCCUUCAGACGCCAGGUCUAUGGAAAUGCAGGACCUAGCCAGUCCUCAUAACCGCGUGGGAGUUGUGGAUUCGACGGGCUCCAAGCUCGACAAGAACAGCCUCGGCAGCCCUUCCAUCACCACCAAUGGAACAGGAGGUGAAACUAUGACCGUUCUAAACACGGCUGAUUGGCUGUUGGGCUGCAGCAGCCCGCCCCUCGCCCCGGGCUCCAAGGACUAUGUGAAAACAGAGCCUAUGAACAACAACGAUACAGUCACCACAACAGGCGACACAGCACUGGACACAUACGCCGGCUCAGUAAUCACCAGCAGCGGAUACAGCCCUCGCUCAGCCCACCAGUACUCGCCUCCCCUUUACCCGUCAAAUCUCUCCGUCCUUCCCAGGCCCUACCCUCACAUCCUCUCCACGCCCGCGGCCCCUCCUAUGCCGACGUACGCCGGCCAACCCCAGUUCAGCAGCAUGCAGCAGUCCUCCGUCUACACCGCUUACUCCCAGUCAGGCCAGGCCUAUGGACUGUCCAGCUACGACCUUGGGGUGAUGCUGCCGGGCAUCAAGACGGAGAGCGGCCUGGCCCAGAGUCAGUCUCCUCUGCAGACAGGCCUCAGCUACAGCCCCGGCUUCACCACGCCUCAGCCUGGCCAGACGGCAUACUCGCCCUAUCAGAUGCCAGGUUCCAGUUUCACCCCCUCCUCAGGCCUCUACACCACCAACAACUCAGUGUCCAACCCCGCCAACUACACUGCCACACAGCAGGAUUACCCCUCAUAUACGACGUUCGGCCAAAACCAGUACGCCCAGUAUUAUUCCGCCUCCACUUACGGGACCUAUAUGAGCUCCAACAGCGUGGACGGCACGGGCUCCACGGCGGCCUACCAGCUGCAGGAUCCCGCCCCCGCCAUGACCGGACAGGCCGCUGAACUUCACCCAGGGGACUUUGAGACGGUGCAGAGCCCCUCGACGCCCAUCAAAGAGCUGGACGACCGGGCCUGCCGGAGUGGGGGGUCCAAGUCCCGGGGCAGGGGCCGCAAGAACAACCCGUCCCCUGCCCCUGAUAGCGACCUGGAGAGGGUGUUUGUGUGGGAUCUGGACGAGACCAUCAUUGUCUUCCACUCUCUGCUCACCGGCUCCUACGCACAGAAAUAUGGAAAGGACCCUCCCAUGGCUGUCACGUUGGGUUUGAGGAUGGAGGAGAUGAUCUUCAACUUGGCCGACACACACUUAUUCUUCAAUGACCUGGAGGAAUGUGAUCAGGUACAUAUUGAUGAUGUGUCAUCAGAUGACAAUGGCCAGGACUUAAGUACUUACAGUUUUGCAACUGAUGGCUUCCAUGCAGCUGCAACCAGCGCUAACCUGUGCCUGGCUACGGGCGUCCGCGGCGGGGUCGACUGGAUGAGGAAACUGGCCUUCCGCUACCGACGGGUCAAAGAGAUGUAUAGCACGUACAAAAACAAUGUGGGGGGGCUGCUCGGCCCCGCCAAGAGAGACGCCUGGCUGCAGCUCAGAGCGGAGGUGGAGGCUCUGACCGACUCCUGGCUCACCCACGCACUCAAGUCCUUGUCCAUCAUCAGCUCCAGGAGUAACUGUGUAAACGUGUUGGUGACCACGACGCAGCUCAUACCAGCUCUGGCUAAAGUUCUCUUAUAUAGUCUGGGAUCUGUUUUCCCUGUCGAGAAUAUUUACAGCGCAACCAAAAUAGGAAAAGAGAGUUGCUUUGAACGCAUAAUGCAAAGGUUUGGCAGGAAAGUAGUGUAUGUUGUUAUUGGGGACGGUGUGGAAGAGGAGCAGGCGGCCAAAAAGCACAACAUGCCUUUCUGGAGGAUAUCCAGUCACUCUGACCUGCUGGCGUUACACCAAGCACUGGAGUUUGAGUACCUGUAGCUAUUAUAAGCAAUAUGGACUCAAGCAAUGUCAUCAUGGACAUUGGUCAGCCAGGCAGCAACCCAGCCCCCCCCCCCCCCCCCCUUCUUUUGUAUAACUAUUUAAGAACAAACAAUACACUGCAAUUGUUGUGAUUUUUUUUUUUGAACAUCUGGAUUUACAAACUCUGAACGGUCUUAAGAAGCAAAGCAGAGGAGAAAGGAGGUGAAUGAGAGGACAGUGGGGUUAAGAGAUGACUCGGCUGGAAGCCCUCCUCCGGCCCUGAAGCUGAGGACGGACCUCCGCGUGCACAGGCUGAAGACCUCCCCUGGCCUGGGAGGAUGUUUGGUUUGUUCCCGACAACCCAGGCUAGUUUCAGGACUGUCGUGGUAACCUGGGGUUAAACCAUCCUCUCUCGAUGAGGGCGUCUCUAUACAGGCAGCAAUUUGUGUGCAGGGAUAACUGCUUUGUGAUUAUUUUUUUUUUUCAUUUUUCCUGGUGGUAUAAUCACAACACAACAAUGCAGUCUGUGCAAGAAAACUUGUGUAAAUUAUUAAUGUUAAAACUUAAAGGGCAGUGGUGGAUGCUUUUGUCAUGGAAAAUAAAUAUGUUUUGGGGUCUUGUUUUUUUUUUUGCCUCUGGAUUUUUUGUAAUUUUUCCUUUUUUGAGAAACUGAGAAUGUGCGUAAUGAUGUGUUGUGCCUUAAUGUGUUUGAAUGUCUUUUCUUUAUUCACAAAUGUCUAUGUAUGUAGAUAUAAAGGAGAAACAUUAUCCAAAUGA